Messenger RNA from Colletotrichum fioriniae, 681 nucleotides. The record is from RefSeq and is a predicted model, not a curated record. Lineage: Eukaryota; Fungi; Ascomycota; Sordariomycetes; Glomerellales; Glomerellaceae.
AUGAUAGACCAAGCUGCUCCGGAUGAUCAUCGGCUCUUCUGUCUUGGUCCCAGAGACGAUGCCUCGGAACCCGAAGUGAUGUCUGGUUUCGACUGCUCGGCGGAAGAGAAGCGAGAGCUCAUCAAGAGAUUACACCCGAACCUAGGCCCCGCGACGUUUGAGGAGCUCGUAUACUCGGAGCAAGUGUCUCAGCUCAUAUGGGAGAAGCUAGACCGCCUGUUGUCUGCUCACGCCGUCUGGCGACCUGGGCAGAAAUGGGCAUACGAGACCAACGAGGAGGAGGCUCAUCGCACCUUCAUCCGGAUCGAGUGCACCCCGGCCGCCGACGAAGCGCAGAUGUUGGAGUCGCUCCAGACUUUCCAGGUCGAGGCCGUGUCCUCUGAACAAGUCCGGUUCGCCCUGAUUGCCGCCGUGUGUUACAGGAACGAGACGACGCCGGUCUAUCGAAUCCGCCUCUUCACUUGCCGAGGGAUCGAACCCCUCCCUCAUUAUGAGGGAAUAUACAGUGAUACCGACUGGGAGUUUGGCGCGGUUGGGCACACGUACUUAUUGCUUUAUGUGCGGAGCAAUAUCCCGCUCGCCGAGAUCACGCCGCACAUGCACAACAUCAUUGCCUGUCGCGUUCCCGGCACGCAUGAGCAUGUGGCGGGAGACGAGAGAAAAAACAGAUACGCAGCAUGA